CAUUCUAAUUCUGGAUGUCCUAUUGCUAAAAUAAGACAAGGGCUCUGAAAAUAUGUCUCAUCAUUCUGGUGCAUGUUAAUAAAAGCGAAUCAACAAUUUCCAUGUGUUGCCUCAUCAUCAACCAUCAACUGUACAACGUAUCGUGUCGUUACCGCUGGAUGUCUAGGUGUAACUGUAAUAUAUAGAGUGCCUUGGCCAGAACUAAGGUCGUAUAUCGAGAAGAUGGAGGGUUUAGACCUGAAAAGAAAGGGAACCCAAAAGGUAACUGCAUUGAGGCGAAUUGAACAAGAUGUUCAGAUUAAAUGGGAAGCUGAAAAAAUGUUUGAGGAGGAUGCUCCAAAUGGUGCCAAGGACUCUGGAAAAGACAAAUAUAUGGUGACAUUUCCUUACCCAUAUAUGAAUGGACGUCUUCAUCUGGGACAUACGUUUUCGCUGUCUAAGUGCGAGUUCUGCGUUGGAUAUUUACGUCUUAAAGGGAAACAUUGUCUUUUCCCCUUCGGCCUUCAUUGCACUGGUAUGCCAAUAAAGGCUUGUGCUGAUAAAUUAGCAAGAGAAAUGGAGGAUUUUGGAUGCCCUCCAGUGUUCCCAGAAGUGACUGAAGAAGUUGAGGUUGUCGUUGAUAAGGAACCCAUUAUUAAGGAUAAAGCAAAAGGAAAAAAGAGUAAACUUGCUGCAAAGAAAGGCACUGCCAACUACCAGUGGGAAAUCAUGCAAUCCCUGGGAAUUCCGGAUGAUGAGAUUCCCAAGUUUGCAGAUGCAAUGUAUUGGUUUGAGUACUUCCCACCAAGAGCUAAGGAAGACCUUCGCAGCAUGGGUUUAAAGGUUGAUUGGCGCCGUUCGUUCUACACCACUGAUGUGAACCCUUUCUACGAUUCAUUUGUGCGGUGGCAGUUCAUUCAUCUAAAACAGGGCAACAAAAUCAAGUUUGGGAAACGUUACACCAUCUAUUCACCUAAAGACGGCCAGCCAUGCAUGGACCAUGACCGCCAAACAGGAGAAGGCGUGGGACCACAGGAGUACACCCUCAUUAAGAUGAAAGCUCUUAAGCCAUACCCUGAAAAACUGAAGCAACUUUCCAAUAAAGAUGUGUUCCUGGUAGCAGCUACUUUAAGACCGGAGACCAUGUACGGCCAGACGAACUGUUGGCUUCACCCGGACAUCAGGUAUAUUGCGUACGAAACAAGCAGCGGUGAGGUUUUCAUCAGCACGAAAAGAGCUGCCCGCAACAUGUCCUUUCAAGGAUUCUUUAAAGAGGAAGGAAAAGUCGAUGUACUUGCGGAAAUCACUGGACAGGAUAUAAUGGGAAUGGCACUUAGUGCUCCACUGACCUCAUAUAAGGUGAUAUAUACCUUACCUAUGCUGACCAUCAAGGAGGACAAAGGGUCUGGUGUAGUGACCAGUGUGCCAUCUGACUCUCCAGACGACUUUGCUGCCCUCAGAGAUUUGAAGAAGAAACCAGCAUUCAGAGAGAAGUUUGGUUUAAAAGAUGAGAUGGUUCUGCCAUUUGAACCGGUGCCAAUCAUUGAUGUACCGUCAUUUGGCAACCUGUCUGCUGUUACCGUGUGUGAACAGAUGAAGAUUCAGAGUCAGAAUGACAAGAUACAGUUACAAGAAGCGAAGGAGAAAGUGUAUCUCAAAGGAUUCUAUGAUGGCGUGAUGCUUGUUGAUGAGUUCAAGGGUCAAAAGGUCCAGGAUGUAAAGAAGUUGGUGCAGAAGAAGAUGUACGACAGCAAAGAAGCAUGCAAGUACAUGGAACCCGAGAAGCGGGUCACAUCCAGGUCAGGUGACCCAUGUGUGGUGGCGCUGUGUGAUCAGUGGUUCCUGGAUUAUGGCGAAGAGAAGUGGAAGGCGCUGACAACCAAGGCUCUGGAUAACGUCAACACUUAUUGUGAAGAGACUCGGCGAAACUUUCUUGCUACCUUAGACUGGCUAAGGGAACAUGCCUGUUCUAGAAGCUAUGGCCUGGGUUCCAGAGUGCCUUGGGAUGAACAAUACCUCAUAGAAUCUCUUUCUGAUUCCACAAUCUACAUGGCGUACUACACGGUCGCACACCUCCUGCAAGGAGGGGUCAUUAAUGGGCAGACUAUUGGACCUCUUGGUAUAAAACCAGAGGAUAUGACUCCAAGUGUAUGGGAUUACAUAUUUUUUCCAAAUGCAAAACUCCCUUCAAACACAGGCAUAUCGAAAAAAUCUCUUAAUAAAUUAAGGCAAGAGUUCCGAUAUUGGUACCCGGUUGAUCUACGAGUGUCCGGCAAGGAUCUUGUUCCAAACCAUUUGACCUACUUCCUGUACAACCACUGUGCAAUCUGGUCUGAUGAGCCUGGGAGGUGGCCAAGGUCGAUCCGAACCAAUGGUCAUCUCUUGUUGAACAACGAGAAGAUGUCAAAAUCUACCGGUAACUUCCUUACUCUGAAGCAAGCAGUUGAAAAGUACUCUGCUGAUGGUAUGCGCCUGGCUCUAGCUGAUUCCGGUGACACACCAGUGGAGGACGCUAACUUUGUGGAAAACAUGGCUGAUGCUGGCAUCCUCCGUCUCUACACAUUCCUGGAGUGGGUCAAGGAGAUGCUUGAGGUCAAAUCGAGCCUACGUACUGGACCAAUGGACAGCUACAACGACCGAGUGUUUAUGCAGGAAAUGAAUCAUGGAAUUAAGAUAACUGAUGUGAAUUAUGAGAAGAUGCUGUUCAAAGAAGCGCUGAAAACCGGCUUUUAUGAAUUCCAGGCCUACAGAGACCAGUAUCGUGAACUCGCCAUGGACGGUAUGCAUCGCGACCUCGUUUUCCGAUUCAUUGAGAUGCAAGUCCUCAUCCUGUCCCCCAUCUGCCCCCACCUGUGUGAGCAUAUAUGGCAGCUGAUUGGUAAGAAGGGGUCGAUCAUGAAAGCAAGCUGGCCAAGUAUCACAGAUGUGGAUGAGGUUUUGAUUCGGUCUUCUGUAUACCUCAUGGACUGCGCUCAUGACUUCCGUCUCAGGGUCAAGAACUUGUCUAAUCCCCCAAAACAAAAGAAAGGAGCUCCAACCCCUCAGAAGCCAACUCAUGGAACCAUUUAUGUUGCCAAGACAUUCCCACCCUGGCAGAGUACUAUACUUAGCAACCUGAAAGAAAUGUACCAGUCUAACAGUGGAGCAUUCCCAGAGAACAAAGAAAUUAUUGGCAAAUUGAAGAACAUCGAUACUCUGAAGAAGUACAUGAAGAAAGUAAUGCCAUUUGUGCAGCUCUGCAAGGAAAACGUUGCAGCAAACGGAUUGAGAGCCCUUGAUUUAAAAUUGGAUUUUGAUGAGAAGAAAGUUUUGGAACAAAAUUUGGAGUACUUAACACAGACUCUUGAUCUUGAAGGAUUGCAGGUGAAAUUCUCAGAGGAAGGGGAUGCAAAAGUGAAAGAGGAGUGUUGUCCAGGGAAACCAUACUCCACUUUCAACACUCAGCCCUCGGUAUCCAUGGUGAUGGUGAAUCCCCAACCAACUAGCGGCUUCUUUUCCUUCUCUUUACCCAUCAUGCAACAGGACACCCCAGCCAAGAUUGCUCGUCGGAUGUGCAAACAGGAACGAAAUAUAAAAAAUCCCAAGAAAGUUGCUCUGUAUUCCUACAAUGACCCAGAGCUAGGCCCACGUACCCUGCCACGCUUUGAUAGCCCAACGGCAGGCAGGACAACUGUUCCAGCGUCCGCAAUAUUUAACAUUGAUGUAGACAACAAGCUUGUUACCCUAACGGACAAUGGAUCCAGUAAAUCAAUUGGAACCCAAAUUGUUUAUAUCAUUGAAUAAGUAUGGCUGCCAUGUGGUCACAUGGGUGGAAAGGUUGCCAAGGUAGUGCAGAAAUUUCAGCCCAUUUACAAGGUUACAAAUACACAAGGGAAGUUUGUGUAUGUGCCACUCUGAUACACAAUAAGCUACUGUAUUUAUAAUGCCACACAUUUAAAAAAAAUGGUCUUGCUCAAAAUUAAUCAAAUGCAUUUUGAGUUUUGUAUUAUGGCUUCUGAGCAAUAUGCUGAUUUUUAAACUUACAGCAUCCUCCAGAGCAGACUUAAUGAUGUAGGUUUAAUGCAUCUGCACAUAACACAAUUCAGUUUAUGCAAUUACAGUACAUUCUGAUUUUGAAGCACUUUUGAUAAGUUCAUGGUAGUGUGCUGUAUAUAUAAGGCAGUAAUUAUUAUGGUGUAUUUUGUGAAAACCGACUAUUGCCAUUACUCCUUCAACCAAAACACCCCUAAAAAUAAUAGAACCGUCCGUACCCAACGCAUGAUUGAUAACACCUGUAUGUACACCCUUAUUUAAUUGUCGCCUUUACAGCUGUUAACACCACUGAAAAUAGAGAUAUUCUAAAAGAAUAUUUGUAAACAGUCUUCGCAACAGAUGGUGAAAAAUAACAGGAAGCUAUAAUUGGAUUUGGAAAAAAAGUUGGAUCAGUAAGUGGUGAUAAAAAUCAAUCAACUUAUGGUCAAUAACUGAAUUCUAAGAACUCUUUGGGGGGUAAAAGAAAGUAAUUAUUUAUUAAGGUUAUAUUAUUAGUGGUUUCUUAUUGAAAAAAUACUGAUGCAAUGGGAUCAUACUCAUAGCUAUAAACCAACUGAUCUAUCUGCACCUAAUAUAUACUUUAAACAAAACAAAUAGUAGAAUUAGUGACUUUUUAUUGAUAUAUUUUUCGGUUUGGAGAUUAAACAAAAAUAAAUCAAUAAUUGAUAAAAAUAU
Messenger RNA from Anneissia japonica, 4686 nucleotides. RefSeq names its product leucine--tRNA ligase, cytoplasmic-like. Gene Ontology annotation, molecular function: ATP binding; leucine-tRNA ligase activity; aminoacyl-tRNA deacylase activity. Gene Ontology annotation, biological process: leucyl-tRNA aminoacylation. NCBI's taxonomy places the organism in Eukaryota, Metazoa, Echinodermata, Crinoidea, Comatulida, Comatulidae. The transcript has 22 exons. The record is from RefSeq and is a predicted model, not a curated record. Bases 73 to 3762 code for a protein of 1229 amino acids.